This is a messenger RNA of Scaptodrosophila lebanonensis, 1225 nucleotides long. Its product is annotated as phospholipase A1 2. Lineage: Eukaryota; Metazoa; Arthropoda; Insecta; Diptera; Drosophilidae. Gene Ontology annotation, biological process: lipid metabolic process. Bases 44 to 1225 code for a protein of 393 amino acids. The record is from RefSeq and is a predicted model, not a curated record. Gene Ontology annotation, molecular function: lipase activity. The transcript is spliced from 2 exons.
ACUGGCAGACAGACAGAUAGACCUUUCAUAACUAGAAACCGCAAUGUUGUACCAACGGGUAUGGAGUUUGGUUGCGCUGCUACUGAUCGGGUCUUGUGCUCAGGGCAAGAUCGACAAUAGCUUGGAAAAAAGCUACGAAAGCGAGAUGAGCGACUUCAUGGAUAUGGUGCCCGAUCCCGAUGGGGUUGAGCCCGAAGAUAUUGGCAUUCGCGGCGGCUUCGAGGAGCAGCCCGAAAAUAUAUUGGACGCAUUGAAAGAUGAGAACGAGGAUGCCGAGCCUUGUGUGUGGAACAAGUGCGACAAGGACUUCAAUGAAGCGCGUGGCAUUCACAAAUAUGUGGACUUCACCUUCCUGAAGAAGAUUGUGAAAAAUUGGAAUCCAUUUUCGAGUGCCGGUUCGCGCAUGCAGUUCUAUUUGUUUAAACGCGAGUUCCCGGACUGUGGUCAAGAAUUGGACUUCACCCAAGUUCGAAAAUGGCGGCAUUCGGAUUUUAAUGCCUCGCUACCCACGCGCCUUAUUGUGCACGGCUGGAUGAGUCAGUCUCUGGGAUCGUUUAAUCGGGAUGUGAAGAAUGCGUAUCUGAAGCGAGGCGACUAUAAUGUGAUUGUGGCCGACUGGAGUGCCAGUUCCGCCAAUGUCAACUACUUUUCAGUGGUUAAACUAAUUGAAGAGUUUGGCGCCCAACUCGCACAAUUUACGCGUGAGUUACACAGGAGAUUUGAUGCGAAAUAUGACGAUAUGUACGUGAUUGGACAUUCGCUGGGUGCUCAGAUAGCGGGCGCUGCAGGAAAACGUCUCAAGCCGGAGCAAUAUAAUACCAUCUUCGCGCUAGAUCCAGCGGGUCCCAAGUUCCGGCAAAAGGGUGCAGAGUUCCGCAUCGAUCCCACCGAUGCCAAAUAUGUGGAAUCGAUGCACACGAGUGGAAACUUUGGAUUUCUAAGGCCAACAGGCCAUGCCACCUUCUACCCGAACUAUGGACUGUAUCAGCGUAACUGCUACUAUCUGGGCUGCUCCCACAUACGCUCCUAUCAAAUGUUUGUCGAAUCCAUUAACUCACCCGCCGGCUUCUGGGGAACGCCGUGCACGCGACACGAUCGCAAAUGGCAGUGCGACGAGACGCAGCGACAAUCCUAUCAAAUGGGUGGAGAGCCGGCGGUCCAUAAGUCCGGUAUUUACUACGUGAAGACAGCCUCCAAUGAUCCUUUUGCCCUCGGCAGACGUUAA